GUUCAACAUGGAGCGACAUUUAUAAACAUGGGGUAGUUAUGUGGGAAAGCAGCAUUACGCGGGCACCUGAAGACGACUUGUGGGAGGAAAAGCAAGAAGAGCAAGAUGCCAUUAAGGUUUGGCCUGACCUCCCUGGAGAAGAGCCUCAUUCUUCUGUUUGUGGCCAUGACUGCAGCCUGCAUCGGCUUGGUUGUGGUUUACGCCACCGGGGCCAACAGCUCGACUGGUGGAAAUGGAGGAGGGAUCGUGUCGGGUUCAGGAUGUGGGACUCCGGUGCAGCUGAAUGGUGAGAUGGGGGAGUUCAGCAGCGAAAAUUACCCCAGCAGCUAUGACAACGGCAAGAGCUGCAGCUGGACCAUCACUGUGGACAGCAAAAAGGUGAUCGCUUUGUGGUUCCAAGACUUCUCUCUUGAGGACUCAGGCACAUGCAGCGCAGAUGCCCUCACACUCCAGGAUGAGAUAGAGAUCAUCGGGAAAUACUGCGGUUAUUCCAAGCCUAAGCCGAUAGUGUCUCUGGGAAGCAGUUUGAUGGUGCAUUUCAACACAAAUGACAGAAACACAGACAAAGGAUUCAAAGCUGUGUACCGUGCUGUGGACCCUAACACAGUUAAUGAUAUUGUAGGAGCUGGUGGCUUUCUGCAGGGUGACCAUGGGGACCUAAUGACCCCUGGCUUCCCGGAGAAGAACUAUGACAAUGGUGUGGUGUACCAGUGGAGGAUAACAGUCCCUCAUGGAGAAAAGGUUCUACUCACGUUUACGGCCUUUGACCUGGUCCCGGACUCCUGCGCUGACUUUGUAGACGUCUUCGAAGGUCGUUCAGAUGGUGUCAGUGCUCCCAAACUUGGUCACUUCUGUGGAAACAAGGUGCCUAAACCAGUGUUGUCCAGUAACAAUGAAAUGGUGGUGCGAUUUAAAAGCGAUUCAAGCCACAAUGCUAAGGGCUUCAGUGCAGUUUACACUGUGGCCAGUGCUCCAGCCAUUACAACCACAACCACCACCAAACCAAUCACAACCACCAACACUAGGCCAUCCACCACCCCUGAACCAACAGAUUCGGGAUGUGGUUCUCAGGGGAAUCUGUUCGGUCGGAAAGGCGAGAUCCACUCUCUGGCUUUUCCCAAUGCAUAUCCUGCAAAUCUGCACUGUUCCUGGAGCAUCAACGUGCCUGAAGGUUUUCUGGUCAAACUGCACAUCACUGAUUUAGCCAUCGUGGGUGAAGCAGGACAGUGCAGUCAGGACAAACUCACCGUCACUGACAGCCAGCAGUCACUGGGCACACACUGCGGCUUCAUACUUCCUCCUGUGCUCGUCAGUGUCAGCAACGAGAUUGCUGUGAAUUUCCAGUCUGACAGCCGGCUAGCUGACCGUGGUUUCUCUGCCAGGUGGGAGGCUGUGUACGCAGAGGACAUAGCUGAAAUCCAAGGCUGUGGUGGUUUCUCUAGUGAGGACUCUGGAGUCAUCAAGUCUGAUAACUGGCCCAUGAACUACGCCCCCAACAGAGAGUGUAUGUGGAGGGUGCAGGUGCCUGAGGGCAAAACCAUCACAUUGACAUUCACCCACUUUGACUUGGAGGCAGCGAGCAUCUUGUUUAGCUCAUGCCUUGACAACGUGGUCAUUUAUGAUGGAGCACAUGGCACCGCUAAGAAAUAUGGUCCUUACUGUGGGGACAAUCUCCCCCCAGUGAUCAAGACGACAGGAAACGUGCUGGUGAUGCGUUUCCAUACUGACUUCUUCCAGGAGGAGAAAGGAUUCAGAGCGUACUGGAGCACCGAUCCCACACUUCCUGCUCCCACUGAAGCGCCUGUACCACCAAACCCAUGGGACGACAUCCCUAUCGACUGGCCGGAGACGUGCGGAAGGCCGAAGGUCCCCCCCAUGGUGAACGCUCGCAUAGUGAACGGCGAACAAGCCAAACCUCACUCCUGGCCCUGGCAAGUGUCCAUGCAGGUUUGGCCUGAAUCCUUUCCCACGCCUGCCUUUUUCCACACAUGUGGUGGCACUCUCAUCCAUAAGAAUUGGGUUUUGACUGCCGCACACUGCUUCAUCAGGUACGCAGAUGAGAUGCAGAGAUGGCAGAUGUGCUUGGGCAAACACAACCUGACCCAGUCAGAGCCAGGCGAGCAGUGCUACAGCGUUCUAGGCAUUUAUCGCCACGAGAGCUUCAAGUAUCCCACAGUGCCCAGUGUGGAGUUUGACAUCGCCCUGGUGCGCCUGGACGGAGAGGUCACCCCUAGCGAGCACAUCGACUUCGCCUGCAUGCCCUCAGUCAAGGAGAUGCUUCCAGGAGGAAAGAAAUGCUACGCUACAGGCUGGGGAGAUGAAACAGGCAACUCAAUGGCUCCUAAAGUGGCAGAGUCUCUGAACCAGGUCGCUCUUCCUGUGGUUCCCUUUGAUACGUGCAAACGCAUGGACUACUGGUGGUUCCAGGUCAAACCGUCGAUGAUCUGCUGUGGAUACACUCUCCCCGAUGAGCUGAAGUCUGUGUGUCAGGGAGACUCAGGUGGUCCCCUGGUGUGUCAGGACAACCCCUCGGCCCCCUGGGAAAUCCACGGUAUCACCAGCUUCGGGCCGGUUGGCUGCAUCAUGAACAAAAAGCCCAGUGUGUUCACUCGCUCGUCUGCCUACACGUCCUGGAUCGAGAACAUUAUACGCAAGGAUAUCUACCACCUCACCUCUUCUGGUUGUGGUGGGCUGAUGGACCAGACUGGCACUGCAGGUGUGUUGGCCUCAAUGAAUCACCCUGAGACUUAUGAGAACGGUGCCCAGUGCCGCUGGAACAUCCGUGUACCCUCAGGCAAACGCGUGCACCUUCACUUCGAAUCGUUCUCACUAGAGGAGAGCCAGAUGUGCAUCAGCGACAGCGUCUCCAUCUCGGACCACCUCAGCCCUCUGGGAACACACUGCAGUGCAUAUCCUCCAGCAGACGUGGUUUCUGCUGGUGAUGCGCUGACCGUCCUUUUCUCCUCCAAUGCCAGAGUGGUUGACACGGGCUUCAGCGCCACAUGGAAAGCCGUGAACCCGACUGAUAUCAACAUUGGCUGUGGUGGAGAGUUCACCGGCCAGCAGGGGGAGCUAGUCUCACCAAACUGGCCCAAUAACUAUCCGAAGCAAACUGUCUGCACAUGGAGCAUCUCCAGUCCGUCAGCCAAGAGCCUACACAUCAUUUUCACACACUUUGAGCUGCAAGCAGUUAAUGUCCUGGGCAAGUGUAUGGACUUCGUGGAGGUGUUUGAUUCAGCUGGGAAGUCGCAAGGUCAGUUCUGUGGAUUUGCACUACCCAAGCUGGCCGUCGCUGGAGACAAAGCCACUGUGCGCUUCCUCACCAAUGACGCACGCCAAGAAAAGGGUUUCCGUGGUUACUGGACCACUGAUCCGAGUGUGUUUCCCACCCUGCCACCACUGCCACCCAACCCGUGGGAUGACGUGAAGAUUGACUGGCCUGCUGAAUGUGGGACUCCUGCAGUGGCUCCAGUUACACUUGUAAUGAGGGUUGUGAAUGGAAUGGAGGCUAAACCUCAUUCUUGGCCAUGGCAAGUGUCUAUGCAGGUCAAACAGCUUCCUUUUAUGCCUUUCCAACAUGUGUGUGGUGGCUCAUUGAUCCAUGAGGAAUGGGUCCUGACUGCUGCCCACUGUUUCUCACAAAUCUCAGUUCCUAAUUCAUGGCAGAUGUGUUUUGGGAAACACCACAUAAACUCCAGUAUGGACGGCCCCACAGAGGUGUGCGUUCCUGUGGUCGCUAUCAUCUCACACAAGGAUUUCGUCUACCCCCAGAUCAAUGACCUCGCCAAUGACAUUGCCCUGGUGCGACUGGCCAAGCCCGUGUCCAUGACACGAGAGAUCAGCCCUGUGUGUCUGCCUAAACCUGAGUCCCUAAUGCCUGCUGGCCACUUCUGCUAUGUCACUGGAUGGGGAGAUGAAAAAGGCAGUACAGUUCCUUUAGUGGCUAAGAAGCUGAACCAGGCUCCUCUUCCUAUUGUCUCCUAUGAGACGUGCAGCAAACCAAACUACUGGUGGGACAGUGUGCGGCCUUCUAUGGUCUGCGCCGGCUACGAGUCGCCCGAUGAGCUUAAAUCUGCCUGUCAGGGUGACUCAGGUGGGCCAUUCGUGUGCAAAUCAGCUGACACUGGGUCCCUUUGGGAGGUGCACGGCGUGGUGAGCUUCGGUCCUCGUGGCUGCGUUGUGGACAAAAAGCCAUCCGUGUUCACUCGAGUCUCAGCCUUCAACCACUGGAUAGAAGACAACAUCAAGCGAUACGUCUAUGAAAACACUCCAGCUGCUUAAAUCUGAGCAAGAAUACCUGAAAUAGACUCUCCAUGUCUUUCUCGCCUUUAAUCUCACCUUUAUUUUUGCAUUUUCUUUACAACAACUCCUUAGUGGACGCUGGGGGUGGAACCAAGAACCAACUAGACACAGAAAGAAAGAUGGAGAUGUUAUUACAAUCUCAGUACGGUGGUUUAUUUAGUCAAUCAAGUCAUGAUGCUGAAUUUAACGAGAGUCAAUGUAAGUAGAUUAACUGACAAAAUUUAACAGGCUAAAGUUGCUAAUGUGAAAUUUUUCUCACACACAACCAAAAAGCCUCAUAUAAUAAUUUGUAUGCUAUUAUAGUUUAUAUGAUUCAGUAAUAUCAUCAGUAUAUCAAGUUCUCUUAAAUGGUUCUAAACCUCAUUCUGUGAAGUUCUUCCUCAUGCAUAUACAGGUCAUUCUAUGGAAUUAUUAUGUUAUUACUUAUUGUAAUCAACUGACAGUUUGCCAUCAUGUCAAAAUAUGUCAAAACAUGUCAACAAUAGAAGCAUAACGCUUCAGGAAAAAUAAAAUAACCGCUCAUUUUCA
Ictalurus punctatus (channel catfish) is the source of this 4830-nucleotide messenger RNA. Its product is annotated as CUB and Tryp_SPc domain-containing protein. Gene Ontology annotation, biological process: proteolysis. Bases 106 to 4281 code for a protein of 1391 amino acids. Lineage: Eukaryota; Metazoa; Chordata; Actinopteri; Siluriformes; Ictaluridae. Gene Ontology annotation, molecular function: serine-type endopeptidase activity. The record is from RefSeq and is a predicted model, not a curated record. The transcript has 25 exons.